Penicillium oxalicum is the source of this 465-nucleotide messenger RNA. RefSeq names its product non-canonical purine NTP pyrophosphatase. Gene Ontology annotation, cellular component: cytoplasm. The record is from RefSeq and is a predicted model, not a curated record. Gene Ontology annotation, molecular function: nucleoside triphosphate diphosphatase activity. The transcript has 4 exons. Gene Ontology annotation, biological process: nucleoside triphosphate catabolic process. Bases 1 to 465 code for a protein of 154 amino acids. Lineage: Eukaryota; Fungi; Ascomycota; Eurotiomycetes; Eurotiales; Aspergillaceae.
AUGAAGGCCUGCACAUUUGUCACGGGCAACCCCAACAAGGUGAUCGAGGUAACCGCUAUUCUGGGAGACACGAUUCCAAUUCGCACUCUCGCGCUGGAUCUCCCCGAAAUUCAAGGAUCGCUAGAAGAAAUUGCACGAGACAAAUGUCGACGGGCGACACAGAUUGUGGAUGGACCCGUGAUUGUCGAGGACUCUGCAUUAGAGUUUUAUGCGAUGAAUAGUCUUCCGGGACCGUACAUCAAAUACUUCCUCGAAGCGCUCGGAAACGAUGGCUUGAACAAACUAUUGGCUCCGUACGAGGAUAAAAGUGCGGAUGCUGUCUGCACUUUUGCGUAUUCCUCGGGACCCGACCAUGUGCCGAUCGUUUUUCAGGGACGACUUCAUGGUACAAUUGUGCCGGCAAGAGGGCCGCCCGUAUUCGGUGUGUACGGUAUCGCUGUGUGCAAUAUUUGGAUCAAAGGCUAA